This is a messenger RNA of Aspergillus mulundensis, 1734 nucleotides long. RefSeq names its product putative mitochondrion biogenesis protein (She9) (gene she9). Lineage: Eukaryota; Fungi; Ascomycota; Eurotiomycetes; Eurotiales; Aspergillaceae. The transcript is spliced from 3 exons. Bases 1 to 1734 code for a protein of 577 amino acids. Gene Ontology annotation, cellular component: mitochondrial inner membrane. Gene Ontology annotation, biological process: inner mitochondrial membrane organization. The record is from RefSeq and is a predicted model, not a curated record.
AUGCAAUCUGUGCCAGGCUUGUUCAGACAAUCUCUACGAACGAAUCUGAAAAUACCAAGAACAUCUCUAUGCAGACGAUCGCCGAUCGCUUCAAGUCCUACCACCAAAGUUCUUCACUACCCCAGAGAUUCACGGCGAAACUUCUCGGUCUGCCUACGUUGUCAAUUCCGCUCCCAGCCCGCCCUUUUAUCGGAUGAAUUAAAGAAGCCUGCAGAUGCAAGUCCGGAUGGGAAGUCGAAAGAUGAAGUAAUCGCCUUGGGUGCGCCGGAGAGUGCGCCGCAGAGCACUCGAACAGAAACAGGUGCGGGGGAUCAGGGAACUCCGCAAGCCGCGGACGCGGUGCACACUCAGGGGCAUGAAGGGAAGGGAAAUGCUGAGCCCAGCUCGACAGAGACCGGGGGACUUCCCUCGUAUCUAGAGAACCGCCGGUCGCAACUCUCCAAGCAGUUCACCGAGAUGAUGGAUAAUAUGCAAUCAAAUGUUUUCGUGGCGGGCCAGCGGCUGAACGACCUGACUGGUUACUCUUCGAUCGAGGCCCUGAAGAGGAGUAUACAAGAACAAGAGGAGCGCCUUCGAGCCGCUCGCCUUCAGGUCCGAGCAGCAAAAGACGCCUAUGCGGCCGCCAUAAACCGACGCUCGACUUCUCAGCGCGAAGUCAACGAACUACUGCAGCGUAAACACGCCUGGUCACCGGCUGAUCUAGAACGCUUCACACAUCUAUACCGCAACGACCACACGAACGAAGUUGCCGAAAAUGAAACGCAGGAAGCCCUGUCGGCGGCUGAACGCGAGUCGGAAGAGGCUGCUGCGAGUCUCACGAAGAGCAUCCUAUCCCGCUACCACGAAGAGCAAGUCUGGUCGGACAAAAUUCGCCGUAUGAGUACAUGGGGGACCUGGGGCCUGAUGGGGGUAAAUGUCCUCCUCUUCCUGGUCUUCCAGAUAGCCGUUGAGCCCUGGCGCCGGAAGAGGCUCGUCAAGGGAUUUGAGGAGAAAGUGCUCGAGGCUAUUGAAAAGGAGAAGAUCCUCGUCCAUGCCCAGCCUGUGCCAUCUGCUGAAACCGCUGCCGCUCCAGAAGUUUCUGCUUCUGUUUCUACCACCCCGUCUACUGCAGACAAUAUUACCUCCGACGAAUCUCCUGAUGUGACUGCCCACUCAACCACGCCAACCACCCUUACCGAAGACCAGCCUCCGGCGAACACGGCAAGCGAGCUCACAGGAUCUUUCAACCCUUCUACAUUGCAAUUCCCUUCAUCCAUGUCUGUUGAGUCGUGGCGUCAAUACCUGCACGACCUUCUCAGUGAGAGUCCCGUCACAGUCACACAACGUGAUCUCUCUAUAGUGGCCGCCACCAGUGCCGCAGCCGGUGCUGCAGCGAUGGGCCUGGUCUUCGCCUUGUUCAAUAACGACCCCACACUUGCCGAGGCCUGGGCCGUGGUCCAAAGGGCCAUUGAGCGCGAUGAAAACGCCCGGCGCCGUGGCCGUGGUCAAUCCUCCGCACCCUCCACUACCACCAUCGCCGCCGCCGACGCUGACGCCCCUGCCGGAGUAAAGACAACCAAGGCUCAAAAGCGCCGUCAGGAGCGCAGGGACACCGAGAAGAAGGGGGAUGAGGCCAGUAAGAGGGGGGAGGACAAGAAGAAGGGGGAAGGGGAGAAUAACAAUGAUGAUAAAGAGGGGUUGAAGAAGGGAAUGAAGGACAAGCACGAUGAAGGGGGUGCCGCAAUCAAGGUCUAA